Molecule: messenger RNA, 2510 nt
Organism: Onychomys torridus (southern grasshopper mouse)
Lineage: Eukaryota; Metazoa; Chordata; Mammalia; Rodentia; Cricetidae
Gene: Fam89a
Product: family with sequence similarity 89 member A
Exons: 2
Coding region: 43-573 (176 amino acids)
Source: RefSeq, a predicted model, not a curated record
CCUCGGCUGAGCUGCGCGCGCCUGUGUUGGCGCCGCGGCGAGAUGAGCGGGGCAGGGUCGGCGGCCACGGCCCGGGGGCUGCGGGUAGACGGGCUGCCGCCGCUACCCAAAAGCCUGAGCGGGCUGUUGCACUCGGCGGCGGGCGGCGCUGCGGGCGGCUGGCGGCACCUGGAGCGGCUGUACGCGCAGAAGUCGCGCAUCCAGGACGAGCUGAGCCGAGGGGGCGCGGGCGGCGGCGGGGCGAGGGCUUCGGGGACUCGGACCAAGCCCCCCAACCUGGACGCUGCGCUGGCGCUGUUGCGCAAGGAGAUGGUUGGCCUCCGGCAGCUGGACAUGUCCUUGCUCUGCCAACUGUACAGCCUCUAUGAGUCCAUUCAGGAGUACAAGGGAGCGUGCCAGGCAGCCUCCAGCCUGGACUGCACCUAUGCAUUGGAGAAUGGCUUCUUCGAUGACGAGGAAGACUUCCAGGAGCAGGGCUCUCUCCAAGAAGACCAGGGCCGAGGCCCUCCCCGGGACUUGUCACUGCCUGUUACCCAUCUCUCCAACAGUGACUGGAUUCUGGAGUCCAUCUAGCACCUCUGGAGUCUAUCCACACAGACUGGCAGCAUCUGUUUCUCUUCUUGCAAGAAAGUACGUCAGCCUCUUCAUGGUGGACAGUCCAUGGGCAUGUGGGAACAUGUGCCACUAGUAUAACUUGUGGGUGUGGAGUUUGUUGACACGCAGGACAGCCUGCUUAGUUGGCUGCGGGGUCUUCCCAGAUGACCUAGAGGCACGUCACGAUGUCCAUGACACCUUUAGUAACCCCUGGUGGAAGCUGUGACAGAAGGGUCCCAUGGGGAAAGCCUUCAUGGGCACGUUGGGUGAGGUUGCUCUCAGCCUGCUUCUUUGUAGAUGGCAGGUGUGUUAUGUCCUCUCUGGUUUAAGAAUGCCACGCUGGCGUGUGAAAUAUGAAAACCACCAUUUCCCUGGCCAGAGUCCCCAAGGCAGUUUGCAUCUUUUCUUGCUGUCACUGAGCUGUUAGCUUCUUUCCUCAGAUGUAUUUGGAUGCCUCGCUGAUUCAUGAGAGCUUUCCAGAAGGAGGAAAUAGUCUGCCACUCUGGUCAAUUUGCUUUUCUGCAACUACCAAAAUGGAUAUCAGGCAUAGGUAGAGGGAAAAGACAUGAAUGAAUAUACAUUGAAUGGAGAGAAAAAUUAACCUGGGACAAGCUAAUAUUUGUAUCGCUCACCAUAAGUGACUGUUUAUGGCUACAGACCCGAUUGUAAACGUCAGUGCUGGACAGUAAUCCUUCCAAGCAGUAGUUACCUGAAGCCUUAAUAAUAUUUAUUAAAACACUUCAUGAGAGCAUCACACUGUAGGCGAAACAUGGAUACAAUGCUUAACUGUCUCUUGUCAUGUGUCAUUUUGUUCUGGGGUCUGGGGAUGUGCCUCAGUGGAUCCAGUGAGUCCCUAGCAUGUAUGAGGCCUGGGGUUUGACCUUAGUAUCAUGUCAACUGGGCAUGAUGGUGUAUGCCUAUAAUCCCAGGACAGAGGUGGAGGUAGGAGGAUCACAGGUUCAAGGUCACCCUUGGCAACACGGAGAGUUUAGGGCCAUUCUGGUCUGUCCUUUCUCUAAACAAAAAUUGUAUUGAGUUCAGACUUACAACCUGCAUGUGAGUCCAAUAUAACGCAUAAUAAAACAAACUUAGGACUUCUUUGGCCAUCGAGUGACUUUAAGAAGAUAUAUUUAAGUCUCUGUUAAGUUUGGACAGCUGUUCCAUUAGUGCCAGGCCACAUUUACACCAAGAUUUCACCUUGUUUCUCACAUCCUGCCAAGUUCCUUGGUCCUCCUUUAGUGAGCAGUCUGCUCAUCAGUGCCCUCUUGAGGCCAACAGGGGGAAGUACAAUGUAGCAAUUGUGUGACUUUUGCCUACGCACCCCAAACACGGCACCAGUGACAAACCAAAGCAAGGCUUACACAAAAGUCCGACCUGGCAAACCACUGAGCUUAUUCAUGUUACUUACUGGAGUGUGAGUGAUCCCCAAACAGCUACAUCAUCAACAGUCCCCUCCAGGAUGGUUGAUGACCCCCCCCUAUAGCUGAGUAGAGGAAGGUCCUCUAUUCUCCCUGCUACCCCGCCCCCAGCAGCUAACUUCUUACACUCUAUACACUCUCUCACCUCCAAGACCAGAUCAGGAGACCUGAGGCUGCUGGGACAGAAGUCCACAAAGCUGGGAGGGCUUUAUAGGAUCUCAGGGGAGGGUCAUUAGACGCCGCCCUGUGAAGAACUGGCAACAGGCCUGAUCUUGAGGCUCUCUUUGGGGUGUUACAGCUGCUCUGAUCCAGGUAGGAAUGGCUGUUGUGCUCGGAGGACAGUGCGCUGGUUAGUUGUCAACACAAGCUUGAGGCAUCUUGGAAGAAGGAAUGUCAGUUGAGGAAUUUUCUCCGUCAGACUGACCUGCAGGCACAUCUGGGGUGCUUCUUGAUGGAUGAUUGAUAUGGGAGGGCCCAGCCUCCUGCCAGUGGUGCCAC